This is a messenger RNA of Fonsecaea nubica, 3471 nucleotides long. RefSeq lists its product as hypothetical. NCBI's taxonomy places the organism in Eukaryota, Fungi, Ascomycota, Eurotiomycetes, Chaetothyriales, Herpotrichiellaceae. Bases 1 to 3471 code for a protein of 1156 amino acids. The record is from RefSeq and is a predicted model, not a curated record. The transcript has a single exon.
AUGAGGGUCCUAUGUCUAAGAGCCGUGGCCUCUCGCACCCCUCGAGUCAGUGCAGUCCAAGUCCGAACACUCUGGUGGUGGGGACGGCAGACAGGGAGCCCCUGGUCCCCCGCAGAGGAUUUUGAAGAGCGUGCCAGAAGACAUCACAAAAUUAUGAAAUCAAGAUACUACAAAGUACUUCGGAGGAGAGCGUUAUGGGAGUCAGAAGAUGCAUAUGUUCGACCUUUGCGUCACCAUCGCCUUUGGGCCCACCGCUAUUGCGACUAUAAGCCAUUAUCUUCUACGGGGGCAUCUAGCCAAGGACCAAAAGAGCCUGAUAAUAAACAAGACAAUCAUGCUCAGACCAUAUACAAAGACUUUGAUGCUUUCCGAGAGGCUGUUGACCGUGCUAUAGCGCGAGAUCCAUACGGAACUCUGUUCGGGAGACGGCUCCAGAGUCCACCGUCAGCCAACAACUCAUCGUGGACGUCUUUCUCUUGGUUUUCAGACCCCAAGGAGAUCAAAAAGGAGCACAAUAUUGAAGAGCCAAGCCCUGCUCCAAGUGUGGCUACCAAAGCGGCAGCAGAAACGAGAACGUCUUCUUCCGAAACAGAGCCAGACAAGCAAGAGGUAAGGAAGUCGACUAUUGACGUUGGUGAGGAAGAAUAUGAAUACGACCCAAUCUCCAUGAGAAAGGUUCCCAUAAAGAAGCGUACCGCAGAACCUGAACGGAAGGAAGAGCCUGGACCAGUGCAGUCCUCGGCAGUGCCAGAGCCUGAAAGGCAACCCCAGCGCCGCAAAGAAGAUAAAGCGUCGUCUGACGAGUACUCGAAGCAGCCAUUCUUGAAAAGCCUGUUCUUCCAGGAACAUGGAGUUGAUAUACCAGUCAAGACGUAUAAACCCUACAAGGUCUACGACUAUGGUGCUUCGGAAAAGAACCCGACCGACGAAUAUCCAGCUCCAAGUACAAAAACUGAAGGCCUCCACAGCUCGAGGAAAGAAGAACUACGGGACUUGAUGUCCCGGGCCAAGGGUAACAACAUUGACACAACUGCUCUCUUCACAGAGUUUAGCGAACACCCACAGUCAGAGACCGUCACGAGCGAUAUUACUGCUCCUAAGAUACCCCGAGAAUCGCCUGAGCCCGACGACACUCUCCCGCUGUUCUCAGGAACUACAUACGAAGCAAGAGCUCACAAAGAAGCCGAGACCAAUGCUUCGGAUUGGCUGUUUAGAGAAGGUUUCCGUGAGAGAAAUGAGGACUCAGCAAUUGCAACAAAUUCACAUAGCUCUUCUCUCAAUGAAACAAUCAGCGAAACCAAGAACAAGCUUGAGCCGACCCUCGAAAGAGUGAACAGAAAGACAGCUCUCGAUAAAACUGGCAAGUCGCCACGGCUGCAGACUGCUCUUGACCGGCAAAUAUCUGCAUCCUCGCAGUCCACUUCUUUGACAGAGAAACAAGUCGGAACAAACGACCUACCGGCGGCCUUAACAAGUGAGAAACCAGAGACUGGAGACUCCAAGAGGACAGCCAGAAAAAGACUCGAAACGGAUUUUGAGGCUCGACAGCAAGAUGCCGCGGACGAAAGUAUCGUCUCGCCCAAGACUCCAAAGCUCGAAAUUCCGACUAAAAGAUUGACCAAAACCCUCAAUAAUGUCUGGGAGCACAUUCGGGAGUAUCCCAAUGGAAUCGUAGCCAAAACGAUGAACUCCAUGACGAACUUGAACGAGAAUUACAAGAAGUAUAUUCGGCACGAUGCCGUAAAGGGAUUGACCGACAAGCUCGUCUUUAAAGACGAAUCGCUACCCAAAACUCCGUCCAUUUACAAGUCCAACAUCAAGCCCCAAGGUUUGGCGACUUUCACGCCCUCACACACAGUCCUCGCUGAUGAAAGCAAAGCCAUGCAGCGCACAGCUGACUUGCGUGAGGCGACAGAGAACGCGAAGAAGGAGGAGGAACUGAAAAAGGCCCAAAUGUCGCAGCUGGCUGCAGAUAUACAGGCUGUCUACGAAAGCGAAUAUGGAAACAUCAACGCUGCACACAGGCAGCCAGCACAAGCUUCUCCAGAGGCCGAAACUGUGGCUUCUGCCUCCAGCACGUCUGAGCGCGACCUAGCUCAACCUCACCCACUUUCUACCGCAAGUGUCCGACCAGGGAUCACCACAAACCCAGUGAUUGAUAAUCACAUUGGCAGAUUCGAGCCUAAGUUUGCGAGCCUGGUGGAUGAGGCGAAGCAGAUCCGUGCCGAGCUUCGUGAUGUCGAGGUCAAGGCUCGAGAGGUUGAGGGUUUCCGACAAGCUUCAAGUCAAGCAGAAGUGCAAGAACAAGUAGAGGAAGUGAAGCCGCCUCUUCACAAGCUGAGCGACGUCAUGCAAGGGGCAAAAGAAGUGAGAAGGGAACUACACGAAGCUCAGAAUACGAUAAGACGGAUUGGAAGCCGGAGACCUGCUACUGCUUGGAAUGCUCCUCAGUUGUCAGGCUCCGACUUUGGUAAGAAGAGGAUUGACCUUAAAGUGCAGAAAGGUGUCGAUGCGGUCGAGGGCCCGAGUGAGAGCGAGAAUCAGCAAAACACAGAGAUCGAAUCUAGCACGCAAACGAUUGUGCAGCCUCACAAGGAGGAACCAAAAAUGGUUCCCGAACCGGUCCACACCCCUUCAGGAUCACCAGUGUGGAAUGAUGAGCAACCCCCGCCGAUCGAAAGCAUGAAAAUUAGAAAGUUCGAUUCUCCCUAUCUCAUUCUUACGUACGACACCGCGGCCGAGAAGAUCAACUUCUCUCCCAUGAAUCAACCGACCACUGAAAUGCCCAAAUCCAACAAUGUCAUCGGGAUUUUGGGCCGCCUUAAACAAGCGCCGGAAUUCCUUAAGCAUUUCCAAACCAUGCAGAGAGCAGGAUAUUCGUUGUACAAUGGGACCGAGAAUAUGUUGAUUUUUCAAAAGAAGCAAGCAGAACCCGUCACAACUUCAAGUAUGACACAGGCUGCAAAGGAGAAAACAUCCGGGGUUGAUAUUUCUUCUCGGCUACCAGAUCAAGAAACUGCUACGGUGUUGGAGGAGCUGCCAACCGAGUUGGAUCCGGUCCCUGGCCCAGCAGCUCCCACAGCGCCUGUACCCUGUCGUGUUGGCAAUCAACCAAGAGUGCGAAGGCAGGAGAAUGUGUUCUCUGGAACCAUCCGUCCGAAUGCGUUGUCAUCCUCGUCGCCUCCUCCGGCGCCAGACGAAAAAUUGGCAGCAUCAGACUUAGCCAGGGGCCGUCAUGAUACACAAGACGAGGGUCUCUUGAAACGGUUCAUGCGCAGAGUUAAGUACACAGUGUUGACUCUGGCGGCGCUCGGUUUUGGUGCCUACUCGAUUGGUUUUGUUGCAGAAGGGCUUAGUGCUCAUAACCAACAACAAAGAGGGAUUGAUAAUGGAGAUGUCCAGGGACCGAGAAAACGGAUUGUCCUAACAGGUCAAAGACCGGGAAUCUUUAGCACAGAGAGUUCCCGGUAA